UACAAUACUCAACCCCUCUUCUUCCAUUCUCGCCCUUUUUUCUCACACACUUAAAAACACUCGAUCCUAAUUUUCUACACACAUUUAUAAUAUAGUACAAUACUUUUUGUUCGAAAUCCAACCUUAGAUCUUGUCCAAAAUGACAGACAGAGUUCACCCAUCAAGCAAGCCAAAUGGGAAAGGCAAUGCCACCGCCACACCCGCCGUGGCAACCACCAAUCCACCACUCAAAUUCCCUCCUGCAUCCAAAACUCACCUCCACAACCCUCCGUACCGCCCCACUCCCACUUCUCUCCACCGACACAACCGCCGCCGCUUCACCUGCCGCCGAUGCUGCUGUCUCACCUGCUUCUGGUCCAUUCUCCUCCUCAUCGCAAUCCUCCUUCUAGCCGCCAUUUGCUGCGCCGCCUUCUACGCCCUCUAUCAUCCCCAACGCCCCGAGUUCUCUGUCAGCUCCCUGAAAAUAACUCGGUUCAAUCUCACCACCAAUGCUGCCGAUGGCACCACUUACCUGACAACAAAAUUCAACCUCACGAUCUCCUCCAAGAACCCCAAUAAAAAAAUCAUCUACACCUACAAUCCCAUUUCGAUCGCAGUAUUUUCCAACCAAGUAAAUUUAUCAAUUGGCUCCUUCACGAAUUUCACCAGUUUACCAAACAACAUCUUCAUAAUUCACACCUCUACCGGAUUAUCAUCCCAGGUUCUUGACGUUGAUUCUGUAAAUUCUAUAAAAUCACAUCUGAAGAAGAAAAAAGGGCUGCCGAUGAAGAUUUUAAUGGACACUAUUUUGGAAGUGAAAAUGGAAAAGUUGAAGAUGAAAAAUAUUGGGAUUCGAGUCAUUUGUGAGAGGAUUCAUGGGCAUGUGCCAAAGGGGAAAAAUUCAGCAGUUGCCAACACCUCUAAAGCAAAGUGUAAGGUUGAUCUGCGAAUCAAGAUCUUGAAAUGGAGUUUUUAAUUUUUCGCUAAUUUAAUAAUUAAUUAUCACUUCUACAUGUUUUGUUUUCUAUUGUCAUUAUAGUACUCGUAAAUUUUCUGAGCAAGAAUUGAGAGAAAAUGAGGUAUCUUUUAGUAUAAUUGAGAGGUGAUGAGCUAUACUUUUUUUGGUUUUAUAU
Olea europaea var. sylvestris is the source of this 1112-nucleotide messenger RNA. RefSeq names its product NDR1/HIN1-like protein 6. The record is from RefSeq and is a predicted model, not a curated record. The coding region runs from base 140 to 955 and encodes 271 amino acids. Lineage: Eukaryota; Viridiplantae; Streptophyta; Magnoliopsida; Lamiales; Oleaceae. The transcript has a single exon. Gene Ontology annotation, cellular component: plasma membrane.